This is a messenger RNA of Pyrus x bretschneideri (Chinese white pear), 951 nucleotides long. RefSeq lists its product as uncharacterized. The transcript is spliced from 3 exons. The coding region runs from base 25 to 363 and encodes 112 amino acids. The record is from RefSeq and is a predicted model, not a curated record. NCBI's taxonomy places the organism in Eukaryota, Viridiplantae, Streptophyta, Magnoliopsida, Rosales, Rosaceae.
UGGUUCCCUCUCACUCGCAGAGCCAUGAUCCGCCGGACUUUCAGAUCCGCUCCCGUGAUCGGUAGCGUUCAGGAAUGCGUUGCCAUGUUCCGCCGCGCAAUCGGCGGAGAAGCAGAAGCCCACGCGAAAGCCAAGUCAGAAUCGGUACGGGGGGAGAAUAGAGGGACUCGCAAUCGUCGUAAUCAUCACAAGGCAAUAGAACCAAAAAUUCGUGGAGAUGUAACCAAAAAACCAAAGAUUCGUGGUGAAGUGAUUCCUAUGGGACGUGCCACUGUUGUGGAUGAUCCUGUUCGCUGUGCGGCCCAAGGAAAGAAGAAAGGGCUGCAAGGACUUGGAAGCACAAUUAGCAGCGGCAAAACUUAGAUAUGGUCCUUGUGGAGUUUGUGGAAAGGAGAAAGACCACACGAGUGCUGGUUGCCCUUACAUGAUACAUAUCCCAAACCCUCUGGAGGUAACUCUUGUUGACGGUAGGUAUGGAAUAGUUUGUGAUUGUUGUACUCAGCCGGGGGGCCACCCUGCUCGCAGGGGUUGGACAGGACGUGCUACUCUCAAGUUAUGUACCUAUUGUAUGGUAUUGGGUGAGCACUGGACUAUAGAUUGCCUGUGCGUUGAGCCCCAACAACGUGAGAAAUGGAGAAAAGAAAUGAGAGAGGAUGAUAUUUUGGGAGAGGAGCCCAAGAAAGAAAAAUUUCUGGACUUAAAGGCAUAUAUGAGGGACUUGCGAAGGAAGUUUGAGUUAAAACUAUACGACGCUUGAGGAAAGGAACGAGGGACAUGGAGCCUGGGGAACUUGAUGUUGAACGCGUGGAAGUGUCAUCUCAAAUUACAGGUCUUGUCUGAAGUGCAGUUACUUUUCUGUUAAGUAUGGAUGAUAUAUGGGAGUUGACCAUUUUACUAAUUAUGAGGUUGGUGAAUUGGUUGUUGGAGUGAUUCCAAGGGACUUUCCAUUUA